AUGGUUGUAUUCCGAUCGGAUCCGUGUGGAAUAACUUGUAUUAUUUUCACUUACAUCGCAGUGCUUUACGCCGAUUAUGUCGUUAUCAGACAUCUCAUCAUUCCUUCGAUGGCGUACUCUUUAUGGGGAGCAUUUCAUGUGGUUGUCUUCAACACAAUACUCUUUCUGCUUAUUAUUUCACACUUGAGAGCAGUGUUAUCCGACCCCGGUAUCGUCCCACUUCCGACAGCAAAUAUCGACUUCUCAGACAUGCAUUCUGGAAACUGCAUUUCAAAAUCGAGUGACGGCUGGACGGUGUGUAUGAAGUGUGAGACGUACAGACCUCCGAGGGCGCACCACUGUCGCGUGUGUCGACGCUGCAUUCGGCGCAUGGAUCACCACUGCCCUUGGAUCAACAACUGUGUCGGUGAAUACAAUCAGAAGUUUUUCAUGCAGUUUUUAUUUUAUGUUGGUGUUUCGAGUCUUUAUGCUGUUGCCAUGGUGAUAACUGCAUGGGUGUUGGACCCAGCCCCCGUAGAAAAUGUCCGACAUAUAAAAUUGUUACAUUCCAUAAUAUUGGUGAUAGAAUCUAUUUUAUUUGGUCUUUUUGUGAUGGCCAUUGGCUGUGACCAGGUUUCUUCUAUUUUGAACGAUGAAACUGCUGUGGAACAUGUUAAACGAGAAGGGCACCGGCGAUAUGCGAAGACGAAAUUUGCUCUGUUUCAGGAAGUUUUUGGCAGGGGUCAUCCUCUUGCGUGGCUAUGCCCGGUCCAGUUUCAGCCCGUUUCCAUGGAGACACCGUUGCAGUACAGAGUGUGAAACAAGAUCUCAUUCCCAGUUUUUAUUAUUCCUCAUAAACGCUCAAAAUCAUUUUGAUCAAACACCACUGUGUCAUAUAGUUGACAGGGUUGAGUUCAGCCAACCGUAUGUUGCUAACACUUGCUAGACUGGUUUUUAUGCUGCACGUUAAAUGAAUGACCACCUUGAGAAUCGGUCAAAAUAGUUUGCAAACAUUCAACGAAAAACAGCUGGCAGAACUUAUACCAUUGUGCCAUAAUAGUGAACAGGGAUGAGUUCAGCCAAAUGUUUAUUACUAACGCUUGCUAGACUGGUUUUUAUGCUACACAUUAAAUGAAUGACCACCUUGAGAAUCGGUCAUAAUAGUUUGCAAACAUUUUAGCGAAUAACGGCUGGCCGAUCUUGUACCACGUAUGUGUGUUGUGUACAGUGUGUAUAUAUAUAUACUGUAUAGAAUCGAUCCUAAUCUUGUGAUUUGUACAUAUAAUAUUCACAGAGCAGGAUUGAAGUUGGCAAAUUUAAUAAAAACUAAAUUUGUGGUCACAAGUUUCAAGUGGACGAACAAAAUAUAGCAAAAUGAAAGUUCUUUAGAAUCUUACUUAUUGUCUUGCAUUGAUGAUUGCAAAAAUGAGUGAUAUAACAAUUACGUUUCUGACGGUUACGUUACGUUUAAUGUUCGGUUCCAUUUCUCAUCAAUUGUAAGUGUUAGGUCAGUGAAACAUGGUUUGUUGUUGCAUCUAUGGAUAGGGGUGAGAAAGGUUGAGAUCAUGCGAUUAGCAGAAAAAGUGUUUGGUACAAAAUAUUUUUUUGUAGGCUGAAUGAAGUAUUAUUAUGUGCCAGCAUAUCUUACAAAUCAACUGUCGGGUGGUCGGUCUGGGAUCGAUUCCAGUCAGUGGGCGCCCAUUGGGCUAUUUCUCGCUUUGGCUAGUGUCAAUUUCCACAAGCCCAGGCCACAAAUUCACUAGUGGGAAUGAGGGCUAGUGGAUUUGUCAAACUCUGUAGGAAAUAACGUUGCCAAAUUCGACUUCAGUUUGAAAUUGGUGAUUUGGUUGAUGGACACUUAAAUCAGGACUUCUAGAUUAUGGUAGCCCCACUCCUGUGGCUAGUGAUACUCAGUGUUGGGCUAGUAAAUAACUACUAUUGCCAUGCCAGUCAGGGCUUCUACAUUAUGGUAGCCCCACUCCCAUGG
Gigantopelta aegis is the source of this 1966-nucleotide messenger RNA. Its product is annotated as palmitoyltransferase ZDHHC3-like. Gene Ontology annotation, cellular component: endoplasmic reticulum; Golgi apparatus. Gene Ontology annotation, molecular function: protein-cysteine S-palmitoyltransferase activity. NCBI's taxonomy places the organism in Eukaryota, Metazoa, Mollusca, Gastropoda, Neomphalida, Peltospiridae. Bases 1 to 798 code for a protein of 265 amino acids. Gene Ontology annotation, biological process: protein targeting to membrane; peptidyl-L-cysteine S-palmitoylation. The record is from RefSeq and is a predicted model, not a curated record. The transcript is spliced from 8 exons.